Messenger RNA from Rasamsonia emersonii CBS 393.64, 1527 nucleotides. RefSeq names its product MFS transporter. NCBI's taxonomy places the organism in Eukaryota, Fungi, Ascomycota, Eurotiomycetes, Eurotiales, Trichocomaceae. The record is from RefSeq and is a predicted model, not a curated record. Gene Ontology annotation, biological process: transmembrane transport. Gene Ontology annotation, cellular component: membrane. Gene Ontology annotation, molecular function: transmembrane transporter activity. The transcript has 3 exons. The coding region runs from base 1 to 1527 and encodes 508 amino acids.
AUGGAGCAUCCACGCCAGAAUACGCAUACAACAACAGAGGCGAACGACUCUAAAGUCGGCUUCCAGGCAAAAACCCACGAUGUCGAGAGCAGCAUCGCCGCCGUCGACCCGUUACGCGACGUCGCGCGGGUGAUCGACCACAAGGCCGAACGGGCACUGUGUCGCAAGUUCGACUUUCGUCUUCUGCCUGUGCUGGCUUUUAUGUAUCUGUGCAAUGCGCUGGACAAGGGGAAUCUGGGAAAUGCAGAAACGGACGGACUCAGCGACGAUCUGCACUUCUCCAACAACCAGUACAACCUGCUGCUCUCCAUCUUCUUCCUGCCCUACGUGCUCUUCGCACCACCCUUCGCCAUGCUGGGCAAGCGCUUCAGUCCCGCGCGCGUCAUCUCCGGCAUGAUGUUCUGCUUCGGCUGCUUCACGCUGCUGUCCGCUGCGGCCGUCAACUUCGCCGGCAUCUUCGCGCUGCGCUGGUUCCUGGGCAUGGCCGAGGCCGCCUUCUUCCCCCUGGUCAUCUACUACCAGACCACCUUCUACCGUCGCGGCGAGCUCGCCCGCCGCCUGGCCAUCUUCUACGCCGCCUCCAACAUCGCCAACGCCUUCUCCGGCCUGCUCGCCUUCGGCGUGUUCCAGAUCCGCGACCGCAAGCUGCAGGGCUGGCGCUACCUCUUCCUCAUCGAAGGCGCCUGCACCGUCCUCUUCUCCGCCUUCGCCUUCUGGUAUCUGCCCAAGAGUCCGCAGGAGGCGCGCUUCCUCACCCCGGACGAGAAGGCCCUCGCCUACCACCGCAUCCAGGUCGAUUCGAGUGCCGUCGUCAACGAGAAGUUCAACCUGCGCGAGUCGCUCGCCAUCCUGAAGCGGCCCACCACCUACGCCUUCCUGGCCAUCGAGAUCUGCCUGGGCGUGCCGCUGCAAGGUGUCGCGCUGUUCCUGCCGCAGAUCGUCGCCCGGCUGGGGUACUCGACGGUGAAGACGAAUCUGUACACGGUGGCGCCCAACGUGACGGGCGCGGUGAUGCUGCUGGUGCUGGCGUUCUGCUCGGACGCGACGCGGCUGCGGUCGCCGUUCAUCGUGCUGGGCUUCCUGCUCACGUUUUGCGGCUUCAUGAUCUACGCGGCCAUCAACGACGUCGAGAGACAGAUCCGGCUCGCGUACUACGCCACCUUCAUGAUGACCUGGGGCACGUCCGCCCCGUCGGUGCUGCUGAGCACCUGGUACAACAACAACGUCGCGCACGAGGGCCAGCGCGUGCUGCUGACCAGUCUGGGCGUGCCGCUGGCUAACCUGAUGGGCCUGGUGAGCAGCAACAUUUUCCGCGCCAAGGACAAGCCCAAGUACAUGCCCGCGCUGGUGACGGUCGCCGCGUUUGGCGGCACGGGCGCGCUGCUGGCCGGCUUGCUGGGCUUGUACAUGUGGUUCGACAAUAAGCGGCGAGAUGCCCGGGCGGGCGUCAAGGUUGAUGCCCGGAAUGUGCCGACGGAGCGGUUGCGAGAUGGGCCUGCGACGCCGGAAUUUCGGUGGUUUUUGUAG